AUGCAGACCGUUCCAAGUGCAACCAAGGAUCACCACCACCACACACCCGCCAUCACAUGGGCUGCUAUAGACUUUAACCUAUCCCACCCACUUUCUGCCCUAUUCUACACUGCUAUUAGAUCCCUUCAAACCCUCUUUCUUGGUGGCUUGACCAACCUCUUUCCCGUUGCAGCACUUGUUGGAACUGGUACUGCUAUCGCCGCUGCGGCCAGUGGUUUGGUGUUCGGCCAACCCACCACUGAUCCAAACUCCUUCUCCCCUUCGACUCGACGUCCCUCCCAUUCCAGACGAGUAUCUGUAGACCGCGACCCAACCGCACAGUCGCCAUCGCUUAACAACUUUGCCUCCUCACGGCCCGCCACGAGCAACACCGCUGCUUCUGUAUUCGGCGCCUCGCACCAGCACACUCUCCCGCGCCCAGUUACCGCCUCGAGGCCACCCCUCUCUCGUUAUCAGCGACCGCCUAUGCCCCAGACGCAGUCAACUCCCCCACAGCUUAACAGUAGACAGUCGUCACUUGUGAGGCACUCCGAAUCUCCAGCCAUUAUCCCAGAGUCUCGAGACUCCAUCUCCUCCAAUGGAUCUUGGAUAAGGCGCUUCUCUGUUCGCCCGUUGUCUCGUCACGAAAGCACAAGGUCGAGUGGCGGUCCCGACGCACCUUCUGUCUUCUCCCACGGCUCAGCCGCUCCGAUAUUGCGCGGUUCCCCUGCAACGACUCUUCCUCCAAACAAGCUCGUCAAACGAUCUACGUCAAACGCCAUCGACCCUGACCCUCUACCACGACGACGACGUGCGAAAUCUCAUCUACAAUACCUGCCCACUCUUCGCCGACCUGCUACCAGCCACCAGAGGUCUGCGACUCUUCAGCAAUUUCGACCGGACUCUCCUGCGGUGUUCACACCAACAGAUUCACACAACGUUUCGUUCGACGACCAGGCACGACCCCACGAGUUCCUCGCCCAGUCUCCAAUUGAACCCCCCACCAGAUCGACGUCUUUAAGAAGUGGAUGGAAAUCGUACUUCCAUUCCAAAAGGCUUAGCAUCAGCGGACGAACAGGCUCAAGUAGGUUAGGUGAGUUGAGUCCACAUGCUCGAGCCGUUUCUUCAAAGCGCAUUUGCACCGACAACAACGAGCGCGGCAGAGUUCAUUUGGUGAAGCCAAGAAUGGUUUCUGCAGUACCAGCCCCUCGAGGUCUACUACCUGCUGCACAAAUUCAACCAGAUAUACUUCCACCUCAAACUGCUGAGGAAGAGCCAAACCAAUCUCGCGACACUUCCCCUUCUAGAACACCUCGGAAAUCAGGUUCGAUGCCAUUCGCAUCUGCAGGAACGUGGGCGGUAAGAACGACAGGGAGCAUGCGGCGGUCGAAACCUAGCGCUGAAUCCAAGAGCGGGAAUAAGCGACGUGUGUCGGAACCGCUAGCUGGUGCGCAACCUGGCGCUGUUCCUCGAACCAAUCCGGCCUUUGAAUCGACCCUCCCCGCAACAUCACCAAUAUCGGACCGGCAGGGAUUGUCGCUUGGUUCAGCUGCCAACAUGCAGUUGAAAAGUCGUAAAAGAAACUCUUCAUCGCCGGUCCCCCCACCUCCUAGACUUACAAACUUUCAUAUGGAUGCGUCCCGGUUAGGAUAUUCUACUGGGGCUCCCACCCAUCAAUAUCGACCCAACCAGCCCUCCGGAAGUUCUACCAGCUCCACUGCGAUGUCACAACUUCGGGCACCGCAUCACGACAGGGCUUCCACUAUGGAGAGCUCUGAGGGUGACACUCGAGACUGUACGUCAGUGGACGAUGAUGACACUGAUUUCAAAAGCGAUUGCAUAUUUGAUUCGUUGCGCUCCGGCCGUGCUCGUGCUGUCGAGACCCCGUUGGAGUCCAUGUACGACGAGUCACCGCCAAGCACCGCCGGCAAUGGUACAAAGACGAAGCGUCUGUCUAUUCAUGAGAUGCUUGGUAGAACUUGGGAUGAGGAUGAUAAGAUCAUGGAGGAGGACGAGAAUGCAUCCACCCCUGUCCGCACCCUGGAUCGAUCGGACACAUCGCCGCAUUUCAGAUUAGAAUCGAGAUUUAACUCGUCACCUUAUGAUAUUUCAACCUCUCCGACCAAGGAGUACAGCAGGCUGUCCUUUGAGGACGAAUUCGACGAUGAUUGGGCCAGGGACGACGAGUUCCAAUGUAACCCCUUAUCGCCUCCCUCCAAAGGGAGCUCACUGAAUUCCAGGGGUAUCAACCCUAAUGUUCGCCUCGCCCUCGCCAAUAUCAGCGGUAAUGGCGUUGCGGAUACAAACGGCCACGAUGCCCAUAAUGAUCGCCCGCUCAGCUCACUCUUCGACUGGAGUGAACCUCCAACCCACGACAAAUCCGAAACUGGACGAUUACCGCGGCCAAUGACUUCGUACGCUAAGCAGAUGGACCUUAGAGGCGGCCGUUCUUCUACUCGCAGAUGCCCGGCUCCAGCUCAUAUACGUAGUCAGAGCGUUCCGGUCGUUCACGACCCUCCUGAAACUUCGAAACCUACUGGUGCUAAGUAUGGUACCUGGGGAAUGGCGACCAAGCCCGCCAGCGAGGAUUGGGACGAUGAUUUCGAAUUUGGUGGCAGUGGUAUCGAGAACAACGACAAGGAUGACAAACUAUUUGCAGUACCCGAAUCUAUUCGUGCAACGCAACCCAGCGUCAAGGCACAUUCAGGGCACAUUCGGGAAUUCUCUCUUCUUGUUAACGACCUGAAGCGCCUCUGUCGUCACGCCCGGGAUAUGGAUAUGCUUGAAGGAUCACAGAAACAUCUAUGGAAAGAAGCUGAUGGUAUCAUUGCUCUUGCAUCACCUGAUGAAGAGUCGUUGGACGAGGACAAUGAUGACCAGAAGUCCACAUCAUCUAUCAAUUUUGAUGCCUUCGACAUUGACGAACGAUUUGGGGAUGAUGGUUUCGACGCCCACUCCAUGAACCGUCUUGAUGCCGCCUUUGAUGGUCACGAACCUCCCAUGUCUAAGACGACGGUAGUUCGAGAACGACAUUCUCCGCGCCGACGGUCUGUCUUCUCUCCAGAAGAUGACAUUUUUGGAAACUGGCCCAUAUCAGACACGCCACCAUCGAACCGGCCUAGUCGUCCUAGAACGCCCGAGAACAAGCACAACAAGCCUCAUGAUGUAUCAGGAGUAGUUCGUUCUGUAAUCGGGGCGAUGCAACAUCGUGCCCCCGAACAAGUGCCGGAUAAGGGCAAGGUCCAUUUCGACACCAACAGCCUCAAAGCUCUUGUUAAGAGAGCCGGUGAUUUGCGGGAUACACUAUCCGACAUCAUUCGGCAAGCCGACCAAAUCACAGAGAGCCCUAUGCGUACACCACGAAAUACACGACAACAGGACUCAAGUCCAGCUUUCACUCGUGUAUUUGAUGAUCCCGGCUCAAGUCCUCCCAGAAGAGCGGCACGAAGCCGUGGCAACAACUCACUAAUAGAAGCUGCAUCCUCCGAAAACUCACCGUCUUCUGGUCUACCGCAAAGGAUGCAGAUGAUGACUGUCAACUGA
Molecule: messenger RNA, 3522 nt
Organism: Fusarium coffeatum
Lineage: Eukaryota; Fungi; Ascomycota; Sordariomycetes; Hypocreales; Nectriaceae
Exons: 3
Coding region: 1-3522 (1173 amino acids)
Biological process (GO): regulation of mitotic cytokinesis
Molecular function (GO): GTPase activator activity
Source: RefSeq, a predicted model, not a curated record